Chroicocephalus ridibundus (black-headed gull) is the source of this 1937-nucleotide messenger RNA. It is a transcript of the gene KCTD15, whose product is annotated as potassium channel tetramerization domain containing 15. Gene Ontology annotation, biological process: protein homooligomerization. The record is from RefSeq and is a predicted model, not a curated record. The transcript is spliced from 5 exons. The coding region runs from base 552 to 1322 and encodes 256 amino acids. Gene Ontology annotation, molecular function: protein binding. NCBI's taxonomy places the organism in Eukaryota, Metazoa, Chordata, Aves, Charadriiformes, Laridae.
GGGCGCCGGCCGCCUUCCCAGCCUCAUUUCAUUUUCAAGGGUUGUAUUUUAUUUUAUUCCGGGGUGGGGGGGGAAUAAAUCUGGAGACCUUCACCAAAAGGAGGGGAAAAUAUCCAAUUUUCAUCGCAAAAUUAGCUAGGGCGAGAGCAAAGGGCUGAGCUAAUUGUAGCCUAAUCCUCUGCCCUGCAGGCGUUUGCAAAGCCCUGAGCAAGAAUUCGCUUUUUUUCCUCCUCUUCUCCCUUCCCUCUGUUAUUUAGAGACGGGAUUAUUGCCUUUCUUCUCAUAACAGCCUCGGCAGUUUCAUUUAAAGGCUUUUUCCCCCCCUCACGCACACACACAUACACACACACAAAAUAAAUAGAAAAAGAAUCAGAAACAAAAACACCAAAAAAACAAUCAGCGAGGGGGGACGAGAGCGGAGAGAGAGAAGCUUUAAAAAUAAUCCCCGCCGCAGCGGGCUCGGCGGCGCAGAGUGACCCCGGCCCGGCGCCCCCCGCCCGCCGCAGCCCGGGGGCUGCCACAUCUCCGCCCUGGCCAAGGAGGGAAGAAGCAUGUCCCGCCUGUCUCUAACACGGUCCCCGGUUUCUCCUCUGGCUGCUCAAGGAAUUCCUCUGCCAGCUCAGCUCACCAAGUCCAACGCUCCCGUGCACAUCGAUGUAGGAGGACACAUGUACACCAGCAGCCUGGCUACCUUGACGAAGUACCCAGACUCCAGAAUAAGUCGUCUGUUUAAUGGCACAGAGCCUAUUGUCUUGGACAGUUUAAAACAACAUUAUUUCAUUGAUCGAGAUGGUGAAAUUUUCAGAUAUAUAUUAAGCUUCUUAAGGACAUCUAAGCUACUGCUCCCAGAUGACUUUAAGGACUUUAAUCUUUUAUAUGAAGAAGCAAAGUAUUACCAGCUGCAGCCAAUGAUUAAGGAACUUGAGCGAUGGAAACAAGAGAAAGAACAAAGGAAACAUUUCCAGCCUUGUGACUGCUUGGUCGUAAGAGUGACUCCGGAUCUGGGGGAAAGAAUCGCACUGAGCGGGGAGAAAGCUUUAAUAGAAGAGAUCUUCCCGGAGACCGGGGACGUCAUGUGCAACUCCGUAAACGCCGGCUGGAACCAGGACCCUACCCACGUUAUUAGGUUUCCUUUGAACGGAUACUGCCGGUUGAAUUCAGUGCAGGUGCUCGAAAGAUUAUUUCAGAAGGGAUUUAACGUGGCAGCUUCGUGCGGCGGUGGGGUGGAUUCCUCUCAGUUCAGCGAAUACGUGCUGUGUCGCGAGGACAGACGACCACAACCUACCCCAACAAUCAGAAUAAAACAGGAGCCCCUGGACUAGACCCCCCCGUACUCCUUUGUAACCGUAGAAGUGUUUAAUAGUCCCUUAUGUGAAACACUAAGGAUUUGCAAAACAGUAUUAGCAAACAGAUUUUGACUUUAUGUUGCCGAUUAGUGGUACUCUGAAACUACCUGUCAUAUAGCCAGCCAUGAAAUGCAUUUGAAAAACCAGUUGUGCGUUUUUCACGAUGAAAUUCCCGAGCGCGCUCAGCGCUCCGGCCCCGCUGGGAACGUCCUGUGGGCCCAACCGCCGCCGUGGUGAGAAAGGCAACGCCCCGUAAACCCCCGACCCUCCAUCGGACUCUGCAGAAAGACCAAUUAAAGCAAUUUGACGAGAUCAGCAGGAGAAACAGUUCCGACGGCCGCUCCAGCGGUCCCUGAUGCUGCGACGCGUGGAAGUGGGCGCCUCCGAGAGGAAGAUGGAGCACUAAAAACUGCACUGAGCGUCUUCCCCGACUGCCGCUCUCCUUCAUAUCAGCUGUGCUUUACACCUCCGUACACGACGUCACACUGCCGUGAUCGUACUCCCUCAUGCUAGCAAAUGGCUUAUUUUUAUACAGCGUUUCCAACUGAAAUCUCUCUCUGUGGACAGAAUCCAGAAUCAGAAAAGGACCGA